AUUUCUUAUUUGAUUUAAAACCCAAAAAAAGAGUUCUUUUUGAUUUUCCUUUAGCUAUGCUAUACAUAUAUAUAAUAUAUACAAGACAUAUUUGCAUAUAAUAUAACACAAAUACACACAUAUAAGCACGAGUUCUUCCAAAAAGAGACAAAAGGGAAUAGAAGGAUAAAGGAACCUUUAUUUUUAUAAAAACAGAGAAGUUUCGUCCUUUUUAAUCUUUAAGCUUCACUCACAAAAUCACAAGCCCUCUAAUUGUUCUUCCUCUUCACCAUCUCUCUUCUUCUGUUUCCUCUUCUUCUUUCAGAAAGAGAAAAGAAAGUUCAAAGAAAUCCACAUCAAAAGGAUUAGGGUUUUCGUGGGCUCGUAUAUAAAUGGUUAGGUGUGGAAGAAGCAGCGACGGAGGAAUUGGUGGUGUUAGACCAUACGUGCGGUCUCCGGUACCUCGCCUGAGAUGGACGCCGGAGCUUCACCGGAGCUUCGUACACGCCGUUGAUUUGCUCGGCGGUCAAUACAAAGCAACUCCAAAACUUGUUCUUAAGAUAAUGGAUGUGAAGGGACUAACCAUUUCACACGUCAAGAGCCAUCUCCAGAUGUAUAGAGGAUCCAAACCCACUCUUUUUGGGAGACCUGAAGAGAGUUCUUCAUCAUCUUCAAGAAGAAGAAGAAGACAAGACAAUGAAGAAGUUCAUCUUCAUGACAACUUGUCUGUACACGCAAGGAAUGAUUGUCUUUUGGGUUUUCACUCUUUUAACUUUAGAGAGCAGAGUUCAGCGACUGAUAAUGAUGACGAUGACUUUCUUAACAUCAUGAACAUGGAGAGAACGAAGACAUUUGCAGGCAAUCGCGAGUCAAUCAAAUUUCAGUCUCAUCACUUUCUCGAGGCUCAGACCACGGAGAACAAGUGGGAAAGCAAAUGGCGGGAAAACGAACACGUAGAAGAAGAAGACGAAGAACUAUCGCUGUCUCUGUCGUUGAAUCAUCCCCACAAUUAUCAACAACGUUGGAGAAGCAAUGCGUCGUCGUCACUCAGUGAAACCAGCGAGGCUAUCUCAUCUUCUUCUGCUCCAUCCAUCUUCAGAGAUUGCUUUGCUUCUUCCAAGAUCGAUCUUAACCUUAAUCUCUCCUUUUCUCUACUCCGUAGCUGAAGCUUUAUUCGCUUGUUUUUAAUAUAUAUUAGUGCAGUGAACAUUCAAAUUUGUUUCAAAAACUCACUAUGAAAAAUCAUAAUCUUUUAGCUAGGCUUUUAGAUUUCUUCUAUGAUCAUGAUGUUUUUUGGAGUCUACUAUGUCAUGGUCAAUUCGUUUUUGUUCUCUCGGAAAUUUGGAAUGUUGUUACCGAUU
Thlaspi arvense is the source of this 1340-nucleotide messenger RNA. Lineage: Eukaryota; Viridiplantae; Streptophyta; Magnoliopsida; Brassicales; Brassicaceae. The record is from the annotation of a GenBank genome assembly.